This is a messenger RNA of Empidonax traillii (willow flycatcher), 1047 nucleotides long. RefSeq lists its product as uncharacterized. The transcript has 7 exons. The record is from RefSeq and is a predicted model, not a curated record. Lineage: Eukaryota; Metazoa; Chordata; Aves; Passeriformes; Tyrannidae. Gene Ontology annotation, cellular component: cytoplasm. Bases 37 to 1047 code for a protein of 336 amino acids.
CGCAGGCAGGAUCCCCUCUGUUGUCUCUUCCACAGGAUGGCGAAGAGACCCCCUGCCUUCCCCAGGCAGGCCUGGAUGGAAGACAGCUCUUCCCAGGAGAGCCGCUCUCCGAGUCUGCAGCUUCCGUCCCCCUACGAGGUGACCACGAUGCAGCCCCUGAAGUUCGAUGCCAGCUGGUUGCCAAUCUAUGAAGAGGAGCAGGAAGCUGUGGAUUCCAUCCUGGCCUUUGUCACCAGCCCCAGCCAGGAGGAGAGAGACAAGGUGACAUUUCUCCGGAGCAUCUCCAUGCUGUGCAGAAGCGCCGUGAAGCUCGGCCUGACCCAGGGCCUGGAUUUCUUCUCUGACAUGUACCAGCUGGCAGAGAACAUCAAGGCGCUGCUGGAAGAAGAGCCAAGGGACCGCCUGUGCACGGAGAUUCGGCACCUUUCCAUGCUGGCCCUCGAGAAAUUGAGCUUGGUGGACGCAGUGCUGGAGGGCAAAGCCAAAAGCCUCCUCCGCGCGUGUUUCUCCAGUGUCUUCUGGCUGCCUGCAGAGAAGGAAAUGCCAAAAGAGGACUUGGCCCUCUAUGUCAAGACCCUGAACUCCAUGGACAGCAUGCUGAGGACGAUGGUGCUCAGCUUUCCUGCCUCCAGAGUCAGCGAGGAGCUGCAGGGCAUCCUGGAGGUGCUGCUGGACUUCACCAGGUGUGAGAGAGAAGCUGUGAGGGAGAGGGCCAUGGUCAGAAUUGAUGUCCUGAUCCGUGCGCUGUUCGAGUAUUCCACUCUGCAGGUAAGGACCAGGCCCCCUCCAGCCAGGCCAUCCCCCAUCCCUGCCUCUCUCCAUGCCAGGGCUGCUGCCCACAUGGCUGCUCUGAGGGACAGGGAUGCAGGCUCUGCAAAGCCUGGACUCAGCAGGAAUGCAGCCCUGGGCGUGCUCUCGGGUGGGGGCUUUGGCACCAACUUCGUGCCCUCAGCCCUUCUGCUCGUGCCUCCCCCAUCCAGGCCCGUGCUGAUGACAGAGGAGGCAUUUCUGGACUUGGCUCUGCAGAGAUCCAACUGCCAGUGCUAG